Messenger RNA from Diatraea saccharalis (sugarcane borer), 863 nucleotides. Lineage: Eukaryota; Metazoa; Arthropoda; Insecta; Lepidoptera; Crambidae. The record is from the annotation of a GenBank genome assembly.
AAGAUAAUUAAAAGAUUUUUUUUUACUGCACAAGUUUGUGAUAAAAAAGCAAUCGUAUUUAUUAUUCUCAUGAUUCCUUAAAUCAAACAUUAAUUUAAGGUCAUUUUAUGUAAAUUUUGCAGGAUGUUUGGUCCCGAGCAUGUCUCCAGAGUGCGACAACUAUAUAAACUGAUCUUCAGAGUGCACCGAGCUUUGCCCACUGAGCUUCGUAUCAUGGGAGAUAAUUAUGCAAGAGAUGAGUUUAAGCGGCAUAAAAACUGCAAUCUUGAGGAGUCUCGAAUUUUCUUAAACGAAUGGACAGACUAUGCAAUUAGUUUAGCUAAACAAAUGAAGCCACUACAGCAGGUUAAACGAAAAACUGUUGGCAAGUACAUAGACCCACAACUGCUAGAUCACAUGACUGAUGAACAGAUUGUCCAACUCUAUGAGCUCCACAAAGCAGCCACUCAGACUAACACUGAAAACAUAGAGAUGCAAGAACACAACACUAAAGAUAAGUAGUUGCCAAUUAUGUAAAUAAAAAUACCCAUGUUUUGAAUUGUAAAUAGAAAUAAUAACUUUGUAUUCUAAAAUGUAUUCUGCUAAAAACAAAGUUUGAAGUGCACUUUAUGAUAAUGAUGAUUGAUGUGGCUAUUUAAGUUCAAUCCGAAAUCAAUAAAGCAAAAUCAUGUUAUUUUUUAUUUUGUACAAUAAUAUCUUUUUUAUGAAAAAUAAAUAUAAAUUUAAAAUUAUUGUUAAAUUAAAAUCUAGAAUAAAAAUAUGUACAAUACAGCAGAUAACCUUGGAUUUCUAAUUAUGUAUGUUCUUUAGUUUGUUUUGUUAGUAAGUACAAGUACCAAUACAGCACUGCACAUGGCAUGAUU